CGGUGUGUGCAGGACCCGGCCCGCGGCCCCAUUGUGCGUCUGCCCGCGCUGGCCGGGAACAUGUGGGUGAACCCCGAGGAGGUGCUGCUGGCCAACGCGCUGUGGAUCACCGAGAGGGCCAACCCCUACUUCAUCCUGCAGCGGAGGAAGGGGCACGCCGGCGAUGGAGGCGGCGGUGGCGGGCUGGCGGGCCUCCUGGUGGGCACCCUUGAUGUCGUGUUGGACUCCAGUGCCCGGGUUGCUCCUUACCGAAUCCUGUACCAGACACCAGACUCUCUGGUCUAUUGGACCAUUGCCUGUGGUGGUUCCAGGAAAGAAAUCACUGAACACUGGGAAUGGCUUGAGCAGAAUCUACUGCAGACGCUCUCCAUCUUUGAAAAUGAGAACGAUAUCACCACAUUUGUGAGAGGAAAGAUACAGGGCAUUAUUGCAGAAUAUAACAAAAUCAAUGAUGUAAAAGAAGAUGAUGACACAGAGAAGUUUAAAGAAGCCAUCGUGAAAUUCCAUAGGCUCUUUGGGAUGCCCGAGGAAGAGAAACUCGUCAACUAUUACUCUUGCAGCUACUGGAAGGGAAAGGUCCCCCGCCAGGGUUGGAUGUACCUCAGUAUUAACCACCUUUGCUUUUAUUCUUUUCUUAUGGGAAGGGAAGCCAAACUGGUAAUCCGGUGGGUAGACAUCACUCAGCUUGAGAAGAACGCCACGCUGCUUCUGCCUGAUGCCAUCAAAGUGAGCACACGGUCCAGUGAGCAUUUCUUCUCCGUGUUCCUCAGCAUCAACGAGACCUUCAAGUUAAUGGAGCAGCUUGCCAACAUAGCCAUGAGGCAACUCUUAGACAAUGAGGGAUUUGAACAAGAUAGAUCCUUGCCCAAGCUGAAAAAGAAAUCACCUAAAAAAGUGUCUGCUCUUAAACGAGAUCUUGAUGCCAGGGCAAAGAGUGAGAGAUACCGUGCGCUUUUCCGGCUGCCCAAAGAUGAAAAAUUAGAUGGCCACACAGACUGCACCCUCUGGACUCCAUUUAACAAAAUGCACAUUUUGGGGCAGAUGUUUGUGUCCACAAAUUACAUCUGCUUUACCAGCAAAGAGGAGAACUUAUGCAGCCUCAUUAUCCCACUCCGUGAGGUGACAAUUGUAGAAAAGGCGGAUAGCUCCAGUGUACUCCCCAGUCCUUUGUCCAUCAGCACUAGGAACAGGAUGACCUUUCUAUUUGCCAAUUUGAAAGAUAGAGACUUUCUAGUGCAGAGGAUCUCAGACUUCCUGCAACAGACAACUUCCAAAAUAUACUCUGACAAAGAGUUUGCAGGAAGCUACAACAGUUCAGAUGAUGAGGUGUAUUCUCGGCCCAGUAGCCUUGUGUCCUCCAGCCCCCAGAGAAGCACGAGCUCCGAGGCUGAUGGAGAGCGCCAGUUUAACCUGAAUGGAAACAGCGCUCCCACAGCCACACAGACCCUUAUGACCAUGUAUCGGCGGCGGUCUCCUGAGGAAUUCAACCCAAAACUGGCCAAAGAGUUUUUGAAAGAGCAAGCCUGGAAGAUCCACUUUGCUGAGUAUGGGCAAGGGAUCUGCAUGUACCGCACAGAAAAAACACGAGAGCUGGUGCUGAAGGGCAUCCCAGAGAGCAUGCGGGGGGAGCUCUGGCUGCUGCUCUCAGGUGCCAUCAACGAAAAGGCCACACAUCCUGGAUACUAUGACGACCUAGUGGAGAAGUCCAUGGGGAAGUAUAAUCUUGCCACAGAGGAGAUCGAGAGGGAUUUACACCGCUCCCUUCCAGAACACCCAGCUUUUCAGAAUGAAAUGGGCAUUGCUGCUCUGAGGAGAGUCUUAACAGCUUAUGCUUUUCGAAAUCCUAACAUAGGAUAUUGCCAGGCCAUGAAUAUUGUCACUUCAGUGCUACUUCUUUAUGCCAAAGAGGAGGAAGCUUUCUGGCUGCUUGUGGCUUUGUGUGAGCGCAUGCUCCCAGAUUACUACAACACCAGAGUUGUUGGUGCGCUUGUGGACCAAGGUGUCUUCGAGGAAUUAGCAAGAGACUAUGUCCCACAGCUGUAUGACUGCAUGCAGGACCUGGGUGUGAUUUCUACCAUCUCCCUGUCUUGGUUCCUCACACUAUUUCUCAGUGUGAUGCCCUUUGAGAGUGCAGUUGUGGUUGUGGACUGUUUCUUCUAUGAAGGAAUCAAAGUGAUUUUUCAGUUGGCCCUAGCUGUGCUGGAUGCAAACGUGGACAAACUGUUGAACUGCAAGGAUGAUGGGGAGGCCAUGACUGUUUUGGGAAGGUAUUUAGACAGUGUGACCAAUAAGGACAGCACGUUGCCUCCCAUCCCUCACCUGCACUCCCUGCUCAGCGAUGACGUGGAGCCUUACCCCGAGGUAGACAUCUUCAGGCUCAUCAGAACUUCCUAUGAGAAGUUUGGAACUAUCCGAGCAGAUUUGAUUGAACAGAUGAGAUUCAAGCAGAGACUGAAAGUGAUCCAGACACUGGAGGACACUACAAAACGGAACGUGGUACGAACCAUUGUGACAGAAACUUCCUUUACCAUUGAUGAGCUAGAGGAACUUUAUGCUCUUUUCAAGGCCGAGCACCUAACCAGCUGCUACUGGGGCGGGAGCAGCAACGCGCUGGACCGCCACGACCCCAGCCUGCCUUACCUGGAACAGUAUCGCAUUGACUUUGAGCAGUUCAAGGGGAUGUUUGCUCUUCUCUUUCCCUGGGCGUGUGGAACACACUCCGACGUGCUGGCCUCCCGCUUGUUCCAGUUAUUAGAUGAAAACGGAGACUCUCUGAUUAACUUCCGGGAGUUUGUCUCUGGGCUAAGUGCCGCAUGCCAUGGGGAUCUCACAGAGAAACUCAAACUCCUGUACAAGAUGCAUGUCUUGCCUGAGCCAUCCUCUGAUCAAGAUGAGCCAGAUUCUGCUUUUGAAGCGACCCAAUACUUCUUUGAAGAUAUCACCCCAGAAUGCACUCAUGUUGUUGGAUUGGAUAGCAGAAGCAGACAGAGUGCAGACGAUGGCUUUGUUACAGUGAGUCUAAAGCCGGAUAAAGGGAAGAGGCUGAAUUCUCAAGAAAAUCGUAACUAUCUGAGAUUCUGGACUCCAGAAAGGUCUUCCAGGUCGAAGAAUGCAAAGGAUUUACCCAAAUUGAAUCAGGGGCAGUUUAUCGAACUGUGUAAGACCAUGUAUAACAUGUUCAGCGAGGACCCGAAUGAGCAGGAGCUGUACCACGCCACGGCGGCGGUGACCAGCCUCCUGCUGGAGAUCGGGGAGGUCGGCAAGCUCUUCAUCGCGCCGCCUGCCAAGGAGGCCGGGGGCGCGGGCAGCGGGCCCACCUGCAGCCCGGCCAUCCCGGGCGUGCUCUUCCCCAAGAAAGGGCCCGGCCAGCCUUACGUGCUGGAGUCCACUGAGCCCCUCCCGGCCAGCCUGGCGGCCGACAGCGAGGAACACUCCCUCGGAGGACAGAUGGAAGACAUUAAGCUGGAGGACUCCUCCCCCCGGGACAACGGGGCCUGCUCCUCCAUGCUCAUCUCCGACGACGACACCAAGGACGACAGCUCCAUGUCCUCGUACUCGGUGCUGAGUGCCGGCUCCCACGAGGAGGACAAGCUGCACUGCGAGGACAUUGGGGAGGACACAGUCCUGGUGCGCAGUGGCCAGGGCACGGCGGCGCUGCCCCGGAGCACCAGCCUGGACCGGGACUGGGCCAUCACCUUCGAGCAGUUCCUGGCCUCCCUCUUAACUGAGCCAGCGCUGGUCAAGUACUUUGACAAGCCCGUGUGCAUGAUGGCCAGGAUCACCAGUGCAAAAAACAUCCGCAUGAUGGGCAAGCCCCUCACCUCGGCCAGUGACUACGAAAUCUCAGCCAUGUCAGGCUGAUACAGGCGCCUUCCCUGGGGAGGGGCACGGGAGGGGAGGGACUUUUUUAUGUUCCGUGUUGGGGGUUCUUUCUUUCUUUUAAAUUAAAUAUUUAUUAGUACCUGGCUUGAAGCCUAGUGUUUUCAUAAUGUAAUACAAUGAAAUCUGUUGGAGAAAUAUUUGAACACCUCCAUGAAGGUGCAGUACACUCUUGUCGGGGGUGGGGGAUUGACCAAAAUACAGUUUAUUCAGUUAAUUCCAAAAAAAAAAAAAAAAAAAAGAUGAAUCUGUCAGUGAUAUAUAUGUAUUAUGACGUUAAUCUUGCUGUUGAGCUGUACACGUGGUUUAAAAAAUAAUGCUAAAUAAAGCAGCAGUCAUUUGUGUAUUCAGGCUUUCUAAAUAAAAUUAAGGAAAAUGAAAUGCCACAAAUACAAGACUGUUCUUAACUAGGACAGGCAUUGUCAGCUGGGGUAAAUCCUACACCACUUUAAGAAGUCUUAAAAAUAUUUUUUUUAACAUUUGAAGUAUUUUUCUUAAAAGUCCUCUAUUCCAAAAUUAUUUGAUAGUUGUUUCAAGGGGAAAACAUCUGGGGUUCUAAACAGUUACGAAAGCAUAAGUGAUUUUUACAUGACAUCAGAAUAACACUUGUAUAAAAAAAAUUGUUCUGAUUAUUUAUCUCAGCUGACCAGAAUUCAGUGAAAAUUAACAGUCUUUUGUUACAGAGAAUCUGAGAGUGGUGGCAAAGGUGACAGAGGGCUCAGGAUAGGUUUUUGGUUUUGUUUCUGUUUUAAAAGUAAAAGUACCAAUGCUUCUGAUAUUGGAUUUUCAGCUUCUUGUUACUCAUUGCAAAUAAGGGAAAAAAAUGAUAAACUUUACCAUUUCCAUACUCUCCAUAGAUUCAAAAAAUUAUGCCAUGUAUGACAUAUACCAUCUUUCCAUUAAAUCAAUGUAGAGAUCAUGUAAACUGAAAAAAAAAAUCCGCAAGAUAAUGUAACUGAAUGUUUUAAAACAGAACUUGUCACUUUAUAUAACAGAAUAGUAUGCUCUAUCUAUUUCCUAAAUGGAUGUAGAAAUGAAAACUAGCGCACCUGCACUUUGAAAUUCUUGCUUCUUUUUUUAUUACUAUUAUGGUUUUGUUUUUUACGGAUGUUGAGAGAUUUUUUCU
Molecule: messenger RNA, 5005 nt
Organism: Cynocephalus volans (Philippine flying lemur)
Lineage: Eukaryota; Metazoa; Chordata; Mammalia; Dermoptera; Cynocephalidae
Gene: TBC1D9
Product: TBC1 domain family member 9
Exons: 21
Coding region: 61-3861 (1266 amino acids)
Molecular function (GO): calcium ion binding
Source: RefSeq, a predicted model, not a curated record